CAAUUAACCAAAGAUAUUAACGCAACUAGAAAUCCGAUUAAGUAUAACGUGUUAUGCGACCACCACACGGCACAACCCUUACAGCCGAUUCCCACGCCAUUCGUUCGCGUGCAGCGAUAAUGGUGCACUACAAUCGUACGAAUAUAAAUCUAGGCCGACGGUACACAGUAAUCGGGAGCAGAUAAACUCCAAAUGCAGUUAGCUCCACGCGCGAACAACGCACAGUUGGUUACAUUAUCAGUGAGACAAUCGAACGAAUAUGCGGCUGUUUCGUCGCUAAUCGCUUAUAACACAGACAGGCGGGCAGUAAAACGUCGACCGCCGACCCUAGCGUGUUCAGUGUUCCGUUCCCCUAUUUACGGUCUAUAUCUUCAUAGCAAUGCUAGAAGUGAGGGACAUUUUGGUUGCCCUGAUCAUACUGUGCUUAUCCUAUUUCGGUUGGCGAAGACACAAUUUCUGGAACUAUGCGCACGUUCCGUAUAUCCUGGAGAUCCCGGUGAUCGGUAACUUCAGUAGUAUAUUCCUUCAACGGCACUCGAGUUUCGAUUACAUGGAUCACAUAUAUAACCAUCCGAGUACGCGGAACAGUGAUUUCUUCGGUGUGAACAUAUUCACCCGCGCGGCUCUUGUGAUCCGAAGUCCGGAGCUUAUCAAACGGAUGCUCUGCACCGAUGCGAGUUAUUUUAUCAAUCGGCAAAUGUGCGCCGAUCGGUUCCACGAUACGAUUGGAUACUACAAUCUAAUGAUGAUCAAAGAACCAUUGUGGAAGCCGCUCCGUAGUCUGUUGACCCCAUCGUUGACUAGUGCCAAGCUGAAGAAACUGCGAGUGCUAAUCGAGCAGGUCGGCGUGGAUAUGGUUGCAUCCCUCGACGCACUACCUGAAGUUCGGCCUGGUGUACGGGAGACGGAGUUUAAGGAAUUGAGUGCCCGAUACACUACGGACGUCAUUGCUAGUACGUUCUUCGGUAUCCGGUCCAACUGCCUGCAGGAUACCGAGUCCGAGUUUCGCCAUUACGGACGCAAAAUUUUCGAAUAUGGUCCAGGACGGGGUAUGACAAUGGCAUCGUUCUUCUUCAUGCCCGAACUGGUACCGUAUCUUCGGUUGAAGCUCUUUCCGCGUGACACCGAGUUGUUCCUCAAGACGAUCAUCGAGCAGGAGAUUGCGAGACGGGAAAAGAGUGGCGAAAGUCGUGGCGAUUUUAUCGAUUCCAUGAUCACACUCAAGAACAACAAUGCCACUUUGGGAGUCGAGAAGAAGAUACCACUCAAAGGGGACGUACUGGUAGCGCAAGCGGCAACCUUCUACAUGGCCAGUUUCGAGACGACCUCCUCGGUGCUUUCGUUUGCACUUUACGAGUUGACCAGAAAUCCCGACGUUCAAAGAAAACUGCGAGAUGAGGUGCGCACUCUUGUGCAGAAAUAUGGUCAAGAUAUUCCCUACGAAGCGCUUAACAAUGAAAUGCCGUACCUCGGUACGGUAAUUUCUGAAACUGCGCGACUUUACCCGGUCCUGCCUUUCUUGGAACGUCAAUGCUCAGUACCGGACGGUGCAACAGGAUACAAACUGGAGCCACUUCACGACUUUGUGAUUCCUGACAAGAUGCCAAUAUUAAUACCGAUCUAUGCCAUCCAUCGUGAUCCUAAGUAUUUUCCGAAUCCUCACCAGUUCGAUCCUGAUCGGUUUUCCAAGGAAAAUCUCGACCAAAUACAGCCUUGCACAUACAUGCCCUUCGGUGUAGGGCCACGCACGUGCCUAGGAUCUCAUUUCGGUACCCUGCAGAUUAAGAUAGCGUUGGUGAAGCUGCUGUCCAAAUACCGCAUCGAACGAUCGGCUUCGACUCCAGAGAAGCUAACAUAUCGAAAGAAUGCGUUCACUCUGCAGUCGAACGAAGGUCUCUACGCCGACCUAGUGGAAGAUAUUUUGUACUGACUCCUUCCUCCCUCCUCGAAAUAGUUUUAUUCUUUCGCAAAAACCAA
This is a messenger RNA of Anopheles darlingi, 1977 nucleotides long. Its product is annotated as cytochrome P450 6g1-like. Lineage: Eukaryota; Metazoa; Arthropoda; Insecta; Diptera; Culicidae. The record is from RefSeq and is a predicted model, not a curated record. The transcript is spliced from 5 exons. Gene Ontology annotation, molecular function: heme binding; iron ion binding; monooxygenase activity. The coding region runs from base 380 to 1930 and encodes 516 amino acids.